Molecule: messenger RNA, 1425 nt
Organism: Caenorhabditis angaria
Lineage: Eukaryota; Metazoa; Nematoda; Chromadorea; Rhabditida; Rhabditidae
Source: the annotation of a GenBank genome assembly
AUGGAAUCGGAUGAUCAAAGUAAAUUGAUAGGUUGGUUUUUAAUGAAAAAUAUUUUUAAUAGUCAAUUUAAAUAAUUUCAGAUUUCAUCGAUAGCUACAGUACUUCUGAUCCGAUUCAAUAUUUUCAACAUUCUCCCACCAAAAAUCAUACCCUUGCUCGUUCUCAAAAUCAUGCAUUAUUUUGCAUUCUCGAUCAAAUGAAAAUCCCAAUCAGUUUGGAAUCAGAAAAUGUAUCGAAAUGGUUGAUCUACAAACAAUCAGCUGUUCAUCGACAUCAAAAAUUCUUUGGAAUGUUUCGAUUUUUGGCGAAAUUGGUGAAAAAAUAUAAUGAUACAACUAUUUUGAAAAAAUGGAAUGGCAUUUAUAAGGUUAGAAAAAAACUAUAGUGGUCUCAAUAAAUAAUUUUUUAUAGAGAUCAAGUAACUCUGGCGAUGAUAUGUAUCUUUUUGAAAACGACGCUUUGCGAUUUAUCGGUUGUGCAUAUUUACGUCGAAUAUUUCUUCUCGAUAAAAUUCGUGAAACUUGUUGUAAAUGUGCUGAAAAUGCACUCGGAAUGCUGGAAAUUGAUCAUUGGACAAAUUUGAUGCUUGUCAUUGUUGCGAUUUGUGGAGAAGUACUUUCAGAUUCUGUUGAACAAAUGAAAUCGAUUUUGAAAGCAUGGAAAUUUGUUGGAAAUGUCGUGAAAAAAGUUGAUUCGCGGUUAGUUUAAUUUUGCAGUUUUUAUGGAAUGAAGAAAACAUUUCAGGUUUCCGGAAACUCUUGAUAAUUUCGAAGUUGUUCAAAGAAUUUUAUCAUGUGGAAUUUCAUUGUCAACAGAAUCGGUUGAAUCAUCUUCAGAUUAUCAAUCGAUUAUUAAACUUCUGAAAUUCAGUAAAGAGAAAAUGGAAGAUGCACAAACCGAAAAUCAAAUUAUUGAAAUAAGGUAAAUUGGGUGAAGGGGAAAAUGAAAUAUUGCAUUUUUUGGAGUUAAAAUAGUUAUUAGUAUAAAGUUCCAGAAAUCUAAUUUUUUCAGUUCUCAAAAUUCAAUUUUUUUCAAAUUCUUAUUUCACAUCUUUGAGAUCAAUUCCUAUUUUUUCAGAAACAAAGUAUUGGAUGAUUUGAAAAUGGAAGAAGUCAAAAAGCUCACUGGUUCUUCGAAAAAUGAUUUGGGAGUUUCAAUUUCAAGAGAUGAAUUUUUGGGAUUAUCAAAUGGUUAGUCAUUUUAUUUUCAUAGAAAACUUCUACAAUCUAUUUUUUAAAGAUUCAGAAUCACCAUCAACAUCACAUUGUUCAAAUGAUACACUUUUAUCACCAACACUUUUCACUUCGAAAUCAACCAAAAAACAAAAAGCAAAAAAACGAAAAAAUCCAUCUUCUUCUUCUUUUGAUAAUAGUUUUCUACAAUCAACCCUAGGUUUACUCACAAAUAAUAAAAAAUCGAAAUAA